This is a messenger RNA of Dendronephthya gigantea, 1255 nucleotides long. Its product is annotated as membrane transport protein XK-like. Lineage: Eukaryota; Metazoa; Cnidaria; Anthozoa; Malacalcyonacea; Nephtheidae. The transcript has a single exon. Bases 20 to 1180 code for a protein of 386 amino acids. Gene Ontology annotation, cellular component: membrane. The record is from RefSeq and is a predicted model, not a curated record.
AUUUUGAAAUUUUAAAAAGAUGAAAGAAAAGAAUCAGUUAUUCUUGCUCGUGAUAGGCAUGUUGCUGUACAUCCUCGAUCUGACCUCAGACGUUUGGCUAGCUAUCCGUUAUCACAAGAACGACGAAUCGGGAUGGUUUUUCGCGACUUUAAGCGUGCUCAUCAUCGCAUGCAUCGUGACUAAUAUGGCUGUAUGUUUACACGUGUUUAAAGACACGAUCGAAGGGCCUUAUAAAUGUUUGUGGAUGUUUUGCACGUGUCCCAUUCUGUUUCGCUUCGUCGAAGAAUUCGCAUAUUGGAAGCAGGCGAAUGUCGAUCGCUCUCCGUGCGGUCAGAAAUGCCAAAUUCCACGCUGCAAGGAAUGCGAAAAGCAUUUGGAAAAAAGGCAAAGAUCGCUGAAGUCGACCUAUUCGCUAACGUGGCUCCAUCUUAUGCAAACGCUGACCGGAAGUGCGCCACAGUUUUGCCUUCAAAUGUACAUAAUGUUAAACCAAUGGCAUUUUCCAUCUCUUACCGUUAUCUCGACUCUGAUCUCGUUUAUUUCAUUAGCCUGGAGCAUUAUCUCCCUUGAACUAGCGAGAGAGAGCAAAAAUAAAAAUGAACUUUUCAACUUUGGUUCUAAAUUAAUAUUUCUCUCUUGGCAGAUAUUUGGCUUAAUCUCAAGGUUAACUGCAAUCGUGAUAGUUGCCUACAUACUUCGAUAUUACGUGUUUUUCGUAUUGGGUUUUCAUUGGUUCCUGGUUACCAUGGCAAUCGCUAUUCAUCGUAGAGAAGAAUUUAGCGGGGAGGGAACGUAUGCGUGCAUUUUCAUGCUAAUUACUUUGCUGUUUUGUGUCUUCCCCCUUCUGAUAUUUGCGACCGAACCCCUCCUGUCUUUUUAUAAUAAUCGGAGGUGGUAUACUUUUGUUGCUUUCGUGGUUUUUGCCAUUGAGAAUACGAUAAUGGUGGCCCUAUCGUUUGUUGUUUCAAAACUUGACGUUUUUACAUUGAGUUGGAGUCAUGAAAAUCUGUUCUGGUUCGUGGUUGCCGCGUGUGUGCUUGGUGGACUGGCUCUAGAGACUGUGUUCUUUUUAGGGUACUACAGAUUUUGUUGUAGCCGAAAAGAGAUUGAUGCUGCCAGCAAUGAACCUGUGGCCGUAGAAGAUAUCGCACUGGAAAACGACGGUUUUAAUAACUGCUGACCAAGGCACUUCAUCAUCCUGCGAGAAGCAUUUCUUCUUGUCAUCGUAACUGAAAAAUGUGACGAAUAUACCCGC